AUGCUACAACACCGUAUUUUUCUUAUUCCAGUGGGUGCCAAAAAACCCGAAAUCGUAGGUGAUAUUUUACCCGACAUCAGAAAAGGUCAUGAGACAAGAUACCUGAACUGCACAGUAAUUAAUAAAGGUCCAGGUCAAAAGAAUCCUAUAAUAAAAAGAAAUCUGCUUUCAGGUAUACGGUUUAAAUAUGAUAUACAUGUUCACAGAGAUGGAGUGAAAACAACCUACAUGCUUGUGGUACGCAACUUAGACUUUGUGGAUGGAGGAGACUACAAUUGUGUCAUCGGCAUUCCGGGUUUGGAUAGAAACAAAUGGCCAACGAAGACUGGGACACUCAUCGUGCACGUUCCUUCAUCAAUCACACCAGGCAGGGUUUCUUUUUACGAGCAAAUGAUUGGAUCUAAUCUAACAUUGAACUGUGAAGCGUUUGGAGUACCAUCCCCAAACAUCACAUGGAGGAGAGAGGAUCGAAAGGAACUGCCGAUUGGAGGAUUCCAAAUUCAGGGAAGUCAACUGAACUUGAGAAACCUCCAAAGGGAUGAUCGUGGUGCAUACACCUGCGUGGCUGAGAAUGGAAUCAACCCCCCCGGACAGCUGGAAGUGCAAAUCAGAGUAUUUUAUCCACCAAUCUGCACACCAGUGCAGUCUGUAAUGGGCCAGGCACAGAACAUAAGAUUCAAUGCAAAGUUAACAUGUAUAGUUAAAGGAUACCCCUAGCCUACUGUAACAUGGAUGAAGGACAGUGCCGAUGGAAACCGCGUUUUAAUUCAGAACGAUGAACAUUAUCGCAUGACCAAACAUUACAUAAGCCUUCUUCACGAGGAAGAGGUUUGGCACUCUCUUACUGUGAAUAAUGUUCAGGCUAGAGAAUAUGGGAAAUACUAUUGUGUAGGGAAGAACAGAUAUGGAGAAGGAAAGACAACUUUUACGUUGUUUGGUGAGUAG
Molecule: messenger RNA, 945 nt
Organism: Ostrea edulis (European flat oyster)
Lineage: Eukaryota; Metazoa; Mollusca; Bivalvia; Ostreida; Ostreidae
Product: lachesin-like
Cellular component (GO): neuron projection
Source: RefSeq, a predicted model, not a curated record